AUUUUGACAUUUUGCAUUAUUAUCUUGAAUAUAUGUAGAGUAUAUAUUUAAAAACCUAGUUUUAAAUUAUAAUAUGCCACCAAAGAAGGAUGCAAAGGGAAAGGACAAUAAAGCUGCCGGUGGUAGUAAAAAAGGUGCUGCAUCAGGUGGUUCAGAUGAAAAAGGUAAAGAAAAAAAAGGAGGCAACGCGGUUAAAGUAAGGCAUAUUUUAUGUGAAAAACAGGGAAAAAUAAUGGAAGCAAUGGAAAAGCUAAAGGCUGGUCAAAAAUUUCCAGAGGUUGCAGCAGCUUAUAGUGAAGACAAAGCAAGGCAAGGUGGAGACUUGGGGUGGCAAAUACGUGGUGCUAUGGUUGGUCCCUUUCAAGAUGCGGCAUUUGCUUUACCUAUUUCUACAGUUAAUAAUCCUGUUUACACUGAUCCACCAAUUAAAACUAAGUUUGGUUAUCAUAUCAUAAUGGUUGAAGGGAAGAAGUAGAAUUCCUAACAAACCUAACAUUUUUAUACGAAAUACAUAGAAAUUUUUGAAAAACUCGA
Molecule: messenger RNA, 534 nt
Organism: Teleopsis dalmanni
Lineage: Eukaryota; Metazoa; Arthropoda; Insecta; Diptera; Diopsidae
Product: peptidyl-prolyl cis-trans isomerase NIMA-interacting 4
Exons: 2
Coding region: 74-475 (133 amino acids)
Biological process (GO): rRNA processing
Molecular function (GO): DNA binding; peptidyl-prolyl cis-trans isomerase activity
Source: RefSeq, a predicted model, not a curated record